AUGGCAGAACAGACCAAGGAGCAAUUCACCGAUGAUCUUUUGAGCGAAAAAAUAUUCCACUGCAACAUUUGCGAUGAACUGUGCACGUUCGAUAUUUUCCUGGUGAAAGGCGAAGGAAACGUGUGCGGAAAAUGUUUCGAAGAAAAGUGCGAUGAGGAAAUGAAAUCCAGGGCUGAAUUAAACGCAGCCCUCAUCUUAAUCAUAGCCAAGCUAAUGUUGCCGUGCAAGUUUCAAGCCAAAGGCUGCGACAACAGAGUGGGGUCGAAAAAAUAUUCCAAGCACGUCGCCACUUGCGACUUCAAAAUUAAACCGUGCCCGAUGAAAAAUCUCGAAGGUUGCGAUUGGAGUGGAAGCAGCUUCGAAGUUGCCGGGCAUUUUUCGGAAAAUCAUCGAGAUGAAGUGGUUUAUAGUGACAACAAUAUUUUCAAUGUUGAAACAACCUUGUGCGAAUCAGUCAAUGUAAAAUUAUUGACUAGCGAUCACCAAAAGUGCCUUUUGAAGACCUCAGUGGUUGAUGAUAAGUUUUAUUACGCUCUAAAUCCACUAGAAGAAUGCGAAGAGAAUAUGGACUAUUCCGUGAAGCACAAAAGUGUUAAAACAACCAACCAUUCGGUGUUGAAAACUGUGGGCACCAUAACCAAACUGAACGGUAUUUAUAACGAAGAAAAUUUGAAUGCAAACCCCAACGCGACUGCGGUGGACAUCGACUCGAUAAAACAUCUCGCGGACGAAAAAAAUGUGAUCGCCAACGAAUUCAAUUUGAACCCUAAAGGAAUUAACGAAAGCAUGUUGAAGUUACUGGAAUGUCCCGUAUGUAUGACCAUCAUGAGACCGGAUGUUUAUAAUUGUACCAGGGGCCACAGUAUUUGCUCGUUGUGCAGGAACGAUCUCGUAAAAUGUCCCAUAUGUAAGGAAGAAAUUACCUUUGCAAGGAACUACUUUAUAGAAAAUUUAACUGAAGGUAUCAAGUUUCCGUGCAUUUAUAAUAAACAUGGGUGCAAAAACUUCGGCGUUUGCAAUGAAAUAACCAAUCACGAAAUUGUUUGUCCCUUACAGCAAUAUCAUUGCCCCCUAUGUGGAAAUUUCACUGGUAGCAUUGAAUUUAUUUUGGAUCAUUUGAGGAGUAACCAUAAGGAAAUGGAAUGUGUGGAGAAAACCGAAAUAAUAACAACAAAAACUACAAACUAUACCGACAAAUGGAUAUGGUUUGAUUCUAAUUUAUUUAUUAUAUCGUUUGAUGAUAAUUCACCUCGAAUAUAUAUCGAAAUAAUCACCACCAAUAUAAACGACACUUUGUAUAGGGGUGUAAUUGGAUAUAAACAACUAUUUGAUGUUAAUGAUUGGUUUGCAAUGGAAGACUAUAAAGGAGGCCAUGUUUUCUUCCUUUCAAUUGAAAAAUACGUUAAAUAGUUAUUUAUGUAAAUAAAAAUUAUUAAUUUAAUAAAAUGUUUGAAAUUUUGUAUUUGCCCAAUUUUGAUUAUUUCGUUUUCCUUUUUGACAGUUGCAGUGACAUUUCUUUACGCAGUGUUAUUAUGUUCUGUGAAACGAAUGAAGUCAACUACAAAUAGUAAAAAAGGUAUG
Brassicogethes aeneus is the source of this 1581-nucleotide messenger RNA. The record is from the annotation of a GenBank genome assembly. Lineage: Eukaryota; Metazoa; Arthropoda; Insecta; Coleoptera; Nitidulidae.